Messenger RNA from Entrophospora sp. SA101, 639 nucleotides. Lineage: Eukaryota; Fungi; Glomeromycota; Glomeromycetes; Entrophosporales; Entrophosporaceae. The record is from the annotation of a GenBank genome assembly.
AUGAAAAAAUUUAAAAAUAAUAAAAUAUUGGUUAUUGGAAAAGAUGAGUAUCCAAUAUUCUCCACUAUUCCAACAUCACAUUUACAAACUCGUUUAGAAGCCGAAAUGAUAUUUAAUUAUUUGUUGUCAUCAUUAUCAGCAAAACAAAUACUUUUAAUUGAGAACAAAUCAAGUUUUGAUAGUUUAUUAAAGAUUUAUAAAGAAAUAAUACCAAAACAUCAAGUGGAGUUAAGUAGUUGGAUAUUUUUACAUAUGUUAAAUGCUUGUUACAAAUAUAAUCGAUUCUCUUUGGCAUGGGAUGUCUGGAACGAUUUUCUUGGAUGGUCACGGGAAGAAAGCGAGAGAAUCUUUAAAGAUUUUAAAAACGUUUACCAACAAAAAAUGGAAUUUGAAAGAAUUGGUCUUACUGAGGAAUUAGAAAGCAACAAUAUUCAUAGUAGUAUGAAAUUAAUAAAAAAUUUAUCAAAUAAACAUAAACCAAAACUAAAAGACUUUAGAUUAUUGUUAACCAGAAUUAAAGAAUCAGAUGAAUUAGGUGAUGAAACUGCAAAAAGGUAUAAAAGAGAAGUGAUUACAUUAUGUAACAUUAAUGAUAAAGAAAAUCGAUCAAAUAUAUCUACAACUGGGAAUGUGAUGUGA